CAAACUAAAAAUAAAAAAUCAAAUUUAAAAAUUAGUUAUAUAUAAUUUAAUAUACAAAAAUUCACAUACAAAUAAAAAUGAUAAAUGUAAUAAAUUUAAAAAUAUAUUAUCCGCGCGUAGCGCGGAGAAAGGAUCUAGUAUUGUUAAAAAUGUAAAUAAAGAUAACUAACUCUUUUUUAUUUCAUUUUAAAAAUGUAUUUCUACUUUAUUAGACCAAAUUACCAUUUCUCAUUUAUAUUUCAGUUUCUUUUCUAACUAUGUAUUAUAUAAAUUCUGAAUUUGUGACUUAAUAGAAUUUGAUUUUUAUGUAUAUCAAGAAUCUUUUAAAUAAAAUUAAAAAUAACUGAGUCAAACUUUUUAUCUAUUAAAUAAAUAAAUAAACAAGAAACUGUGAAUUUUUGUGGGUCAAACUUGAUCCUUUUAUAUCGGAAUUUUAAAAGACACAUAGCUUAAUUUAAAUGUAUUUCAAUUUGUGAUUCAUAUAUUAAUAUACUUCUCUGUCUUUCUAAACUUUAAAACAUCAUUAGUUCAUUAUCUAAGAUGAAAAAUUAUUUUCGAUCUUUACUUAUUGGUCUCAUCAUGCUCACAAUUCUUCUACUUGGUUUGUAUUUACAUUUACAACUUUACUAAUAUAUUAUAUAAUUGUUCUAAAAUAAAUUUAAUUUGAUGCCGUAUUAUUUAAUAUACUUAUAUAACUUGUAUGUCUAUAAUGUAAUACUGAGUUUACUAAUUUCCAAGAAUAAAUAAUGAUUAAGAAAAAAAAUGUUUAGACUUUUAAAUUAGUCUACAAAUAAAAAAAAACACAAGCAUAUUUAUUCAAAAUAAAAAUAAAAUAAUUUCCUAUUCCAAAUACGAAAAGUAAAGGUAUGUUUUGAUUUUUAAAAACAUGAGUAAUGGCGACUGCUCAGAAGGGAGGACCAAUAAUCCCAUAAACUUGUGUUGAAAAUUACCCAGACAAAGCUGGAAAAUGUGAUCUCGACCAAUGUAAAUCCCGAUGUACCAAACGUAGGAAAAAUGGGCAAGGUAGUUGCAUUGAUACAUGUAAAGGAUAUAUGCAAUGCAGAUGCGCUUAUCCUUGCUGCCGUCCCUGAUUUUUUAUCUACUUGAAACUCAAAUAAUAUUUAUAAUAAUACUGCGCUUUUAUCAAUGAAAAGAAUUAAAGUAUUAAUAAUUUGUUGGUGUUUGUGGUGUAAUAAUGUGUACUAGGUUACCCAAUAUAAAUAACAAAUUCUUAUAUAUCUAUCUUCGUAUACAAUAACGUGAAAUGAUAAAAAAAUAUAUUAAAUGAAAAUCAGUGUUUUAAUUUCAUAUAACAACUGAAAGAAAAAAAACUUAAAUUUCUACCGUUUAGCAACUUCAAAGUCAAAGUCAGAUAUUUUUUCCUUUAUGAUCUAUAUAAUAUUUCAUAGAGAUUUAACCAAAAAGGAGUGUUAACCAUUUUUUUAUCAUCGAGAUGCAUACUCAAUUAAGAUUUUUCAAAUCACCUAGUAGCUAUGUGUCUAUAUAAACAACUAAGGAUAGUUGUUUCCGAGCACUAUACGUUAGACUGUCUUGUUUUGUAUUCUCCGUUCGGGGUACAUAUAUGAACUCUGAGUGAUUGAAGCUCUCUUUCAGGAGUUGAAUAUUUUCCAAAUAAGUUGUAAAAGCAGACCAUUAUGCUGGUUCGGUUACCAUCUUCACCAAUUGAGAACAAUAUAUUGUAAACAUCACAUGUAAAUAUCGUAAAUUCUUUGUACUUUCUAUUUCCCAGAUGAGGGCCAGUUCAGAAUGAAAGUGUGACAUGCUGGCUCUCUUGUUCCUUGUCUCCAUUAGCUUAUCAAAACCUUCCAAAGUACUGUACCAUUCUUGCCCCGAGAAAUUAUCAUGAGUUUUCCAUGAUCCAUCUGUAAAAUACUAUUGUCCCCGUAUUUGAGGUAUUGUUGACAAAUCACCUCCCUAGAUUGGGCGACCCUUUGUGCUAGUGAUGUUGGUUGGUGCCUCAUGCCGAAGUGUUGAUUCAAUUUCUGCCAAUUGGAUAGUGUCUCUAAGAUCGAUAUCUAUAUUUCUAAAAACCAUAUUGUUCUACAUUUUUAAAUGUACAAUAGGAUUCAUGCAUACUGAUGAUUAUCUAUAUGUGGCUUAAAACCCUCCAAAACAAAUGAUCUAUAUUUGCAAAAAUUGAUUGGUAAUAAAAAAUAAGUCGAUUCGAUGGAAUCUGUAAGAGAGCUCAUACUUGGACAACCGGAAGACAUUAAAAAAUACAUAAUUUAUUGACUUAAACAGGCUAUAAGAGAAAAAGUGCCAACUGAUUUCAGAUCAAAACCCAUUCUGCUAUCAAGUCAUUUCUAUUUGUCCUUUCUCAAAAAAGUCAUUUCCAUUUGUCACAUUUUUCAAAUCUUUUGUAGUCUAAAGCUUCGAGUGGUUUACUUAUAUUUUUCUUCCCUUUCAUUUUCGUUGGAUUUUUUCAGGGGACGAUUUAGAAAAUACAUUCAACAAAAUACAAAACUAUUAACCAAGUUGACAAGUAUUCGCAAGACUUCCCAAGUAAUCAGCUCCACCAAUUAAUUAGCUCCUUCUAUAUAAAUGAGGACGCACAUGCAGAAGUACUACAUAAUCUAUUUUACUCCACCCAAAAGAACAAAUAAAAAGGCAUAAUGGUUCGUAAACAAAGUUAUUGUUAUUUCUUCUGCUUUAUUUUUCUCCAACUAUACUUUGUUGUUUCUUCUACACCCCAUCUUUGCCGCCAUGACCAGAGGGAUGCUCUUCUGGAGUUUAAAGAUGAGUUUCCAAAUCUUCAGUAUAGCCCAAGAGCGAGUAAUACAUCAUUAAGCUCAUGGAACAAGAGCAUGGAUUGUUGUUCUUGGGAGGGUGUCACAUGCGAUGGCAAAUCUGGUGAGGUGAAUUCGCUUUAUUUUUAUUCAAUUUUCCUCAACAACUCUCUGAAAGAAGAUAGUGGCCUUUUUAGACUCACACAUCUUCAAAACCUAACCCUUAGUAAUUGUUGUCUUCAUGGAAACAUCCCUUCUUCAAUAGGAAACCUUUCUCAACUCAUAACGCUUGAGCUUUCCAGUAAUAAGUUAGUAGGUCAACUUCCACCGUCAAUGGGAAACCUAACCCAACUAAGAUUCCUUGUCCUUUCCCAAAAUAACCUUAGUGGCAAUAUUCCUGUGUCCUUUUCCAAUUUAAAGGAGCUGGUCAAUUUAGACAUCUCAAGCAAUCAAUUCACGGGUGGAAAUUUUCCUUUUAUACUGCCAAAUGUAACCAGUUUGUAUAGACUUCCACUUGGGGUGAGUGGACUAUCCAAAUUGGAGAAUUUUGAUAUGCAUGACAACUCAUUGUCUGGGCCUCUUCAUACAUCAUUAUUCAUGAUUCCUUCCUUGACAUGGGUUGAUUUUAGCGGAAACUAUUUGGAAGGGCCGAUAGAGUUUGGAAACAUUUCAUCGUCGUCUAGGCUUGAAUAUUUAUUUCUUGCUAAUAACCAAUUCAAAGGCACAAUCCCCACCUCUAUAUCAAACUUAGUCAACCUCAUUCAUCUUGAUCUUUCCAACAAUAACUUAGAAGGCCAAGUGCCAGGGUGGCUUUCGCAACGGCAACAGGUAAUGCUUUCUCAAAACUCUUUCAACAGUUUUGAAAAAUCAUGGGAAGUUUUCGACGAAACAAACAUGGAGGCGUUGGAUCUUCGUUCGAACUCAUUCCAAGGAACGUUUCCUUAUUGGAUAUGCAAGCUUAGAUCAUUACGGUUCUUAGAUGUGUCCGACAAUCUUUUCACUGGCUCGAUCCCUCAAUGUUUAAAGAACUCCACUGCUUCUCUUACCUAUCUAGUUCUGCGUAACAAUAGUUUCAGUGGCAUUCUCCCAAACAUAUUCUUCAACGCGACACAGCUAAUCUCACUUGACGUUAGCCACAACCAGCUGGAAGGAAAAGUUCCCAAAUCUUUGAUCAAUUGCAAAGCCAUGCAACUUCUAAAUAUGGAAAGCAACAGAUUCGAGGACGAGUUUCCAUCUUGGUUGGGUUCUCUACCUUCUUUAAAUAUCUUCAUCCUCAGAUCAAACCAAUUCUAUGGGCCGUUGUAUCACAACAACCGCCUAUCCAUUGGGUUCCAAGCUUUAAAAGUGAUUGAUCUCUCAAACAAUCAUUUCAGUGGAAGCUUGCCCAGUUUCUAUUUUUCCAACUGGCAUGAAAUGACUACAUUAACGGGGAACUAUGAUGACUCAUACAUGGAAUACUACGUCUACUAUGCUGCUGUUUAUUAUAAUUCCAUGGAAAUGGUUAAUAAAGGGGUAAAUACGGAAUUUGAGCGGAUCCGACAAGACUUCAGAGCCAUUGACUUUUCGAGAAACAAUUUUUGUGGAAGUAUACCCGAAUCCAUUGGAUUGUUGAAAGAGUUGCAUCUUCUCAACGUGUCGGGUAAUACAUUCACAAGCAAUAUUCCUCAAUCGUUGAAAUAUUUGACAAAGCUCGAGACACUAGACCUGUCUUGGAAUCAGUUGUCUGGUCAGAUCCCUGGAGGUCUUGCAAGCCUCUCGUUUCUGUCGAGCAUGGACUUUUCGCACAACAAUCUCCAAGGUCCAAUACCACGAAGCACACAGUUUCAAAGCCAGAACUGUUCUUCGUUCAUGGACAACCACAAACUCUACGGUCUCGAAGAAAUAUGCCGUGAAACUGAUCAUGCCCCUAAUCCUACACCACAAGCUUAUGAAGACUUGUUUGAGCGAGAAGAAGAACGAGUAAUUAACUGGAUAGCAGCAGCAAUAGCCUAUGGACCUGGUGUGUUUUGUGGACUGGUGAUUGGACAUAUUUUUGUGUCACAGAAACACAAGUGGCUUACCGAACGUCAUCUCUUAUAGUCUCUCUAAGCAUUCUGAUCGGCAUGAAUAUUCGUAUUAUUCAGGUGUGUUUUAGAAAAACUCUGUUGUGUUUGUAAUUUUAUAAUAUAAGGCUUUGUAAUAAACGUCUUCAGUGGUAUGCGACAGUGAAAAUAUGCACUUGUUUAGAAACUUCUUUCAACUCUGAUCUUAACUCGACAGUAAAAUAUAAUUUUGAAUUGUUCGAGUGUAGGAGCAGGAGUUGUAGUUGUUUUAGAAUAGCUUCAAGUUACUUAA
This is a messenger RNA of Brassica rapa (field mustard), 5081 nucleotides long. RefSeq names its product receptor-like protein 30. NCBI's taxonomy places the organism in Eukaryota, Viridiplantae, Streptophyta, Magnoliopsida, Brassicales, Brassicaceae. The record is from RefSeq and is a predicted model, not a curated record. Gene Ontology annotation, molecular function: protein binding.